This is a messenger RNA of Liolophura sinensis, 6017 nucleotides long. RefSeq names its product tripartite motif-containing protein 2-like. Bases 618 to 2537 code for a protein of 639 amino acids. Gene Ontology annotation, molecular function: zinc ion binding; ubiquitin protein ligase activity. The transcript has 3 exons. Lineage: Eukaryota; Metazoa; Mollusca; Polyplacophora; Chitonida; Chitonidae. The record is from RefSeq and is a predicted model, not a curated record. Gene Ontology annotation, cellular component: nucleoplasm.
CUCAGAAUGUUUACAAUCGCCCACUAGUUUGUGUAGUUUGCUCCACGAACGCUUUCUUCCCAAACCUGUCAGAUAUACAACCGACUUUUUUCCCUCGUGUCUUCGAAUUUUGGGGCAGUUUGGAUCCGAAAUAGACUUGCCGCCUGGGUCAUUGCCGGGUUCCAAUUUUAGCGAAACUCUAGUCGUUGCAAGUCGACCGGCAAGUGGAUUUUCGAUUGGGGACGUACGUACGUCGCUGAGAAGCCCGUGGGUAGAGCAAGCAGUCUGAGUGUUUACAGUGGUGAUGAGCAGUCUUGAAGGGAAGUCGGGGGGUAUGGGCGCUUUUCUUGGAUGACUAAUGCUUGGGUUAAAAUCUCCAACUAAAGCGGGAAGUAACAAAACGAUUGACUUUAGGAUUUGGCUUUUGCUAGAAAGCGUCGUGGAGUAAAGCCUUGUUUUGGAUAAAGGGGAAGACCACAGUGAAAGGAACUGGUAAACGUGAAACAAGAAAAGGAAGGAACAGUAGACCUACUUGGUUAGAGAAGGUCCACAUACUUAGCUUCUUAGCGACAGCCUAGGAGUGACGCGCGACUUUUGUCUUGUGCUGUAGGGAGUGAAAAUGGUACUCCCAAACCAAGAUGGCGUACCGAUUUGAUCCGGAGACAGGGCGUUACCGUGGCAACGUGGGACUCUAUCAAAGCAACGACGACGAGUACGACAGCGAUAAAAGCCAUCCGGACGACGAGUAUUACUUCGUGGAGGAAGGGUCGUCCGGUGAGGAGGGAGAAAGUACUUCACAUCGGAAUUCCGAGUAUCAGAGUCCCGGGUACAGAAGAUCGCUCCAUCUUCCGCGGGAUAUACCGGAAUAUCAGCCCAGGUUAUCCGGAGAGUGGAACCGACGCAAGUACGAUCGCGAUCGUUACCUAACCACAGCCAUUGAUCUUAGCAAGAUGUCGGCUGCGGCUUCGGCCAGCAAUGCCUCGCAAAGUGGAGGAGGGAACAAAUUGGCACAGGAAAUUAGUGACGAGUUCCUGACGUGCAAAAUCUGCCUCGAGGGCUUCACUAGCCCAAAGUCCCUGGACUGCUUGCAUACGUUCUGUGAGAACUGUAUUGAAAAUCAUGUGAUGUCAGAAUGCACGUACAAAAAGUACAGCGAUUAUCGCGAGUUCACGUGCCCUCUGUGCCGGAAGCGCACACAGGUGCCGCUAGGGGGCGUCAAGAAACUACCCGACAACUUCCUGUUGUCAAGUCUUUCCGAAAUGGUUCAACGACAGAAACCUUCCAAGUUUCCCUUCUGUGAUAUAUGCAAGCUGGUAAAUCGCAAACACAGAGAGGCCUCGUCGAAAUGUUUGGACUGUAGCAAACUCCUGUGCAAGCAAUGCGUGGAACUCCACAGGGAAACCAAGGUCACAAAAGGUCACAGUUUGUUCGACGUCGAAAUCGAAAAGGACAUUGAGUGUAAAGAGCACCAAGAAGAGGUGGUACGAUUCUAUUGCGAACCUUGUGAGACCUGCAUUUGUGUGCUAUGCACAUUCAAUGAGCAUAAGGACCACGAGAUUACUCAGUUUUCAGAAGCCGUCUGCAAAUACAAGGAAAGCAUCCAGUGUCUUCUGGACAAUUGCAAAUCCAAGAUACAGGUUUUUGACAGCCAACUGUCGACGAUCAGCAAAGUGGACACGAUGAUCAAGCAAGCCGAACAGAAGAUACGCGACAUUGCCAUCGAGUUCAUCUCCGAGAUUCGCGCCAAGGAGAAGCAAUUGGUCGAAGAGGUGCACAAAAUGUACGGCGACGAGAUGAUGAGCUACAUCACGAUGCGACCAGAGAUGCAGAUCAAUCUAGACAGUCUGAAGAGUACGUGCAAUCUGACCGAGCUUGUACUCAAAGGGAAGGAUAUCGAACUGUUGUUGUUGAAAAAGCAGGUGCAAGAGAAGUUGUCGCACCUGUACGAGGUAGAACUGAAGGACUUGCCGCCUUCCAUCACGAAAGAAGUUGUCUUCGUCCCGGGCAGUCUUCAAUUGGGCACGUUACAGGAUGCCGAUAGUUCCUCCUCCCGAGGCAAAGCUGGCCGGUCCGUCUCCUUCGUGGACGGUGUGAGGCAAGACAAGUUCGAGACCCGCUGCUGGGACUCGCAGCGACCCACGUCAAACGUCUCCACUCAGACGGAGACGGAGUCCAGCGGAUCCUCAAAAGGUAACGCAGAUGUGUCCUUCACGUUUUGUGCCCCUGGUAAACAUGACGACAAAUCAAUCGAAACCGAGUCUGUGCCUACCGUCGAGAAAGCAGUUAAUACUCGCUCAAGAAGUCUGCAUAGCCUCACGAAUCAACUCAGAAAGUCUCCUUCCAGAGACGGCGCCCCGGAAGAGACUCCUGACCCCAAUUCGGCCAUAGCCAGACGUCACAGGCGCAGGCGCGAGAGGCAACGUCCGGUCGAGGUAUCUGUCCGCCCAACAACCUACCAUGCCAGCGAAACUGCGGCGCCCAUCCUCACCUAUAGCAGUAGCAUUGAUGAACCUUUCUACAGCGCCGAUAGCAACAACAGCAACGCCUCUCCGCCUUGAAUCCUCCACCCGUUUGAUUGCCCCUCUUUAUCCUCAUUCUCCAUAAUUUAUAGUUCCACGUAGCAUUUCCUUUCCACCUCUUUGUUCUUCUCCGAGUUUGUGUGUGAUCAUUUUUGUUUCGCCCUUGACCAUGGAUUAUUUGCGGUGGCCCUGGAAUCAUUAUUGGCCUGGAGCCAUUGUGAGAGAUCACAAUAAUAUCAUAUCACACGGGUUACUGAAGCCGCGGUUAAGUUAUAUUUUUAAGAUAUAGACGAAAGACUGGCUCUUCUAGGUGUGGGUUUUGCGAUGAGAUUUAGCCAAUGGAAGCCAGUGUCAGUCUGAUCAGAUUUAACUAUUUUAAAAUAAGCAACCGCGAAUGCGGAACCUUUUCGUAAACUGCAUCCCGCGUUGUUCAUGUUCCCUUUACUUCUUUACCGAGGAUCCCUGAUCCUUCAAACUUCAGUCCUCUCUUGUCCAUCACAAUUUUUCCCCUGUGCUUAUUUUUUUCUAUACCUUGUGGUUUCUUUACAGGAUGGCGAUUUCUAUGAGUCCGCUCGGAUCCCCGUGUGAAAAUCUAUGGUUCUAAGUUAAUGCCCCCCACUGUAGUCGACCUCCCCCUAAUUGUCCUGUGUCGGUCCUGUGGGACCCACCGUGUAGUCUGGAUGCUAGCUCUUGUUCAGCUAUAAACUCUCUUCUCUCGAACAGCCAGAGCUGCUGUGAAACACUUUAUUGCUGCUAUGCUCCUUGUUCACCACUUGUUUAUUACGUUAUAUAAGUGCGCAGUCUCACUCGAUGUAUUGGAAUGUUACACAUAUGUGUUGAAUUUUAUCUAUAAUUCUCCAUAAUGCAUUUAAGCUUUCGCAUACCAAAAUGUUUUCGUCUGCUGGAAUGGACGAGUAGGUUUGUGAGGUUUGUGUAACAGCCAGCUGCGUUUAGUGUGUUUUGUGAAGUGCAAAAGAAAACAUAACGAUGUGUCGUGAAGAUGCUUUCCAUGCAAACAAAAUUUCGUGCAAAAUACUGUUUCACGAAAAGCCAGGCAUUUCAUGUGGAUAUCUUCCAAGCAGUCGACAUGAACGUCAUCCAAAUCAACGCGCCUCUUGAAGACAGUGUAUGGACACACUGGGAAAGGCGUUCUUUCCCAGCCAAAGUUCCUGAACUGGAAAAAAACUGGACAGUUUUCUGCUGGAAUUAUACGGCAGAUAGCUUUACCGAGGACCAAGCUUGUGUAUUACUUGACAUAUAUCAAACUUGGAUGUUCCUAGACGUUGUGAGUGCAGUGUUGUCUCCCUUGGUGACGUUCUCUAUGCCAGCCUGACUAGACCUGCGAGACAAACCCCAAAACCCGAUCUCAAACUAUGCUGACCUAAGUUUAUCUGCAAGUGACACGUCAAAUUUGCUUCCCGGGAUUCCUUGUACAAGAAGCAGAAGUUUAACGAGCUUCCAAUAACAAACAAGCACACAUGAACUGUGCGCAACGCUUGCAGAGAGACGGUGAUUUUCAUUGGUUCAUGCUUACCACUGAAUAUCGAAUGUAAUUUGAAGAUUACCACAUUUUGUCGAUACGUAAAUGCAUUGGGUAUUGGGUCCGUGUCAGGAUGGUUGGAUUGUCAUUUUUGUUCUCAGUUUAUUUCUCUUCACUUAAAAAUAAGGAGACUUUGCGCCACAGAUUUUUUUUAAUGAGCAAUAUCUUCACGACAUUAAAGCCCUUCACCGCAAAUCUGUACGAAGAUUUACAUCUUCAUAAUCAUGCACUAAUGGUUUUGUAGGAAAAUGAAUUUUUUUUAUGUCUCCAGGAGAUUAAAGCAUGGACAAAAUAAUUCUUUUGGGCUGUGUGGCCAUGGUUUCGUUUUCGCUUUUUCGCUUUUCUUUGAACCAUGUAACUGAAUAGCCUAAUUGUUUUCUCCGCACCAUAAUUCUUCAUAUGCAUGGGUAUAUUUACGAUCGAUCACUUUUUUAUGCAAACACAUAGAUAAAGUAGAUCAAGAACAAAUGUCGACAGCACUAUAGAAAAACAUUAUCUGUUAUAACCUUCAAGAUAUUGUAUACAUAUAUACAGUUUUGGUUUAUUUUGUUCACCAACAAUAAUUUUAAUUUUAAACUGUCGUUUAAAGCAUUGUUUGCCUAAGAAAUGGACAGCGUCUUUAUCACAAGUAUUUGACACAUUACGCGAUGUAUAGAACGGUUCUUUUAGGUAGCCUACUCUGCAGUGGUGACAGUUGGUAAGGUCAGUUUAAGUGUCAGAGUGAUAGCCAAAGGGAUUGUAUAAAGAUGAGCAUUGGGCAUGUUUUAUGGCUGUAACAAUAUCAGUUCACAUCCGGACUGAAGUACAAAUAAUAAUACUAGUAAUAAUAGUACCGUUGAACGACUUGUUGCCUGUAGAAGUGACGAAUCAUGUAUUGUCUAUUGUUGACAGAUAUGAUUAGUCGGCUUUCAUGAACGAAAAACAUUUUCAGGAAGUAAGUUGUGGGUAAAAUUCAAGAAGAUUUCUUUAACGAUUAGCAUUUUAACAAAGAUUUAUAUUAAAUUAGCCCGCCGAAGAAUUGUGUUUGCACGUUAACACAGUGUAUAAUUUGUCCGUUUGCCCUUCCAUGCCGUCCAGAGUUGUAGCUUAUGAGCAGGUGUUAACCCUAAGUAUUAAAGCAAUAUACAGUAAAGCCAGAGUAAGAUAUAUUUAUAUGGAGUGGAAUGUGGUCAGAGUUUCUGCUAUGAACGGGUAAGAAAAUAAGUGCUCGGUGUGGAGUUUAGAAGUUCUUUGGGUUGUUUUCGUAUAGUUAUAAUAUGAAAGAGAAUAGAAGUAUAGGUAAUGCAUUGUACGUGUAUUAACUGUGUAGUGUAUAUAAAGGUUUGACGUUCAAAGCCGAGCGAAAAACAUUUACGUUCACAUACAGAAAGUCUUUUUUCACACAUAGUACCCCAGAUACCAGUUAUUGUGAUAUACAAAUGCAAGAGUUUGUUAAAGAUGAAGAUUUGUCCUUAAAUGAAUAUGUAAAUUGUCUUUGGUACAUGCAGGCAGACAUUGGUCUGAUCGUGUUGAAAUCAUUUACAGCGGCAUAUUCAAGUUUGCUGAAUUGACAUAAGAUAAAAGCCUUGUUCUAACCACGAAAUAUUCUUUGUGGAAAGGGGAAAUAGGGUUGUUGAAAACUGAAAACUAUCUAAUAGUCAAACAUUAUCGAAAUUUUUACAUUCUGUCGAUUUCUUGUCACUUGCAACUGUUCUCUAACGACUUUGUUAAGGCUUAAUGCGGGUGUUCUUCAUUAACUAAAGCUAGGCGUAAGCCAGUUAGCCAUGCGCGGUUAUUACAGAAUUGUAACGCUAUUACAUAUGUCCUCAUGUGUUAUGUAACCCGUGACGUAAUAGCUGGUUUUUCUAUGCACUACAUUAUGACCUAUGCAAACUCUAGAGAUAAUUAUUUCCAUUAUUACAUGAGGUUGUACAAAUUUAGGACAUUUUAUUGUUGUAGAACUUUGAUCUCUGAAUAAAAUCUAUUACAGAUAGACUGAA